AUGGAUUCAGACUCAUACUACUCGCCCUCUCCGGAGGAAAAGUUUUCCCGGCGACUCAGCCGGUCACUAGAAAACCCUCUCCACCUCCUCCACCGCAACAACUCCGACUUCUUCAUCUUGGGCGCCACCGGCAACGUCUACACCGUCACUCUCUCCACCACCCCCACAUGCACCUGCCCAGACGCCACCACCCCAUGCAAACACAUCCUCUUUCUCUACGUUCGUGUGCUCAACCUCCCCACCAACGACCCAUGUCUCCGCCUCCAAACCCUGCCGGAGUCUGACCUCACACGCCUCCUCUCCACCCACGUCUCGGAUGAAGCGUUCGCCGGUGAAGGGUUAAGAGAGCGGUUUCUUGAGUUGUAUGAUGAGAGGAAGAAGAAUGAGGAGCAUGUGAAGGUGGAAGAGGGGUGUAAGUGUACGGUUUGUUUGGAGGAGAUGGGGGUGGAUGAGAGGAAGGUGGUGAAGUGUCGAGCGUGUAAGAAUCCGAUACAUGAAGAGUGUGUGAUGAGUCGGGCAAAGUGGACGGAGAUUGGGGAAGAGGGGAAGUAUAUUAACCUAAAGAAGUAUCUUAGUGACGACGAUGAUGAUGAUGAUUAUGGUUAUGGGUAUGGUUGGCGAAAAAGGCGAAAAAGGAGAGGAUAUUAUUGGUGA
This is a messenger RNA of Helianthus annuus (common sunflower), 654 nucleotides long. Its product is annotated as mitogen-activated protein kinase kinase kinase 1. The transcript has a single exon. The record is from RefSeq and is a predicted model, not a curated record. Gene Ontology annotation, molecular function: ubiquitin protein ligase activity; zinc ion binding. Lineage: Eukaryota; Viridiplantae; Streptophyta; Magnoliopsida; Asterales; Asteraceae. The coding region runs from base 1 to 654 and encodes 217 amino acids.